AUGCCAGCUGUGAAAGAAGAAUUGGAAACUAUAGUUACAAAAGUUAUUACUGGUUUUAAAGACUCUUCAAUUGAUGAAGUUUCAUCUUCAAUCACAAACCUUAUAUUAAAAGAAUUACAACCAAAGACUGUUGAUUAUAAAAUCAUUAUCAAUGCUUCUAUAGUCAACAAAAAAAUCAAAGAUGAAGUUAAACAAACUGCCGGUUAUUUAUAUACAGAUUCUACAGAUGGUUAUUACACUCUAAAGUUUGAUUUAAAAGAAGAUUAUGAUUUAAUUUUGAAUGUUAUUUAUGUGAAAUGA
This is a messenger RNA of Hansenula ciferrii, 300 nucleotides long. RefSeq lists its product as uncharacterized. Lineage: Eukaryota; Fungi; Ascomycota; Saccharomycetes; Phaffomycetales; Wickerhamomycetaceae. The record is from RefSeq and is a predicted model, not a curated record. The coding region runs from base 1 to 300 and encodes 99 amino acids. The transcript is spliced from 2 exons.